GGCCCUGGCCCGCCUGGAGCCGGUGAAUCGAGCUGCCUCGAUGGGCACCGUGGCCAAAAUACGGGCAAUGACAGAUCCUACCCAAGACCUUGACCCUGAGGGGCACUACCAGUUCCGUGUCAUCGUGCUAGGAGACGCAGGAGUGGGGAAGUCGUCGCUGCUGCGCUGCUUCGCCGAGAGUCCUUGGGGACAGCCCACGGGGACAGCGUCCCCCGGCCCCACCAUCGGCGUGGAGUUCUACAGCCGCACCCUGCCGCUGCCUCCCGCCGGCAGGGCCAAGCUGCAGCUCUGGGACACGGCCGGCCAGGAGCGCUUCAGGGGCCAGUGGAGUGCGGCAGCGCCGAUGGAGCCACGAUGGCAGUACCAGUUCCGGGUGAUCAUGCUGGGAGACUCCACGGUGGGCAAGUCCUCACUGCUGCGGUGCUACACCGAAGGUGUGUUCCUAGACGCCAUCAACCAGACCGUGGGGGUGGACUUCCAUGUGCAGUUCGUGGAGCUGCAGCCGGGGCUGCGAGUGAAGCUGCAGUUCUGGGACACGGCCGGGCAGGAGCGGUUCAGGUCCGUGACUCGCUCUUACUAUCGCAACUCAGCCGGGGGGAUGCUGCUCUUCGACCUCACCAACCGUGCGUCCUUCGAGAGCGUGCGGCGCUGGCACCGGGAGGUGACGGACACUCUGCAGCCCUCCCACAUCAUCUUCCUGCUGGUGGGGCACAAGAGCGACCUGGUGGGGCAGCGGCAGGUGGGCAGGAAGGAGGCAGAGAAGCUGGCGGCCUCGCUGGGAGUGCAGUAUGUGGAGACCUCGGCCAAGGAUGCCACCAAUGUGGCACAGGCUUUCCAGAUGCUGACCGUGGCCAUCUACCAGGCGCUGCAGACAGGGCGGCUGGCACCCGGUGAGGCGUGGCAUGGGGUGAAGAGCAGUGUCCCGUUGCCAGCACUGCACAAGGCUCAGGUGCCUGAGGAGAAGAAGAGAUGCUCCUGCUAGAGCUGGGGACACUGGGAUGUACUGAGCUCUGCCCACUGCAAUGCACAGGUGAGGUGGGGAUGGAGCA
Messenger RNA from Pogoniulus pusillus (Red-fronted tinkerbird), 1049 nucleotides. It is a transcript of the gene RAB42, whose product is annotated as RAB42, member RAS oncogene family. The record is from RefSeq and is a predicted model, not a curated record. The coding region runs from base 41 to 982 and encodes 313 amino acids. NCBI's taxonomy places the organism in Eukaryota, Metazoa, Chordata, Aves, Piciformes, Lybiidae. The transcript is spliced from 3 exons. Gene Ontology annotation, cellular component: Golgi apparatus. Gene Ontology annotation, biological process: vesicle-mediated transport. Gene Ontology annotation, molecular function: GTP binding; GTPase activity.